CGGCCUUUGUCUCACUUCAGCCAGAGUGCGGGGUUAGGGCUGCAUUUGCUCUGUGUCCUUUGCUCCGGGAGGCCUCGGUGAUUCUGCUACUGCCUCCAUCGCUCUGUGACCUGCUGGCAUUGAAUGAUUUAUUGCUAAGACUCCAGGACACCCCUGAAGCCGAGAAAUGGAACUCUUAACAUUCAGGGAUGUGGCCAUAGAAUUCUCUCCAGAAGAGUGGAAAUGCCUGGACCCUGCCCAGCAGAAUUUAUAUAGAGAUGUGAUGUUGGAGAACUACAGAAACCUGGUCUCCCUGGCUGUGUAUUCUUAUUACAAGCAAGGCAUUGUACCAGAGCAAGGCAUAGAAGAUUCAUUCAAAAAAGCAACACUGGGAAGAUAUGGGAGCUGUGGCCUUGAAAAUAUAUGCUUAUGGAAAAACUGGGAAAGUGUAGGUGAAGAUGAAGGACAAAAAGAAUGUUAUAAUCUAUGUAGCCAAUAUUUGACAACUAGUCAUAACAAACAUUUAACUGUGAAAGGAGACAACGAACAUAGAAUAUUUCAGAAGAAGCCUCAGUUUCUGUCAGCUGCUCCUACAGAACCAUGUAUUCCUAUGAGUAAAUAUCAACAUCAAUUUUUGAAAUCUGUCUUUUGUAAUAAAAAUCAGGUAAACUUUAACCAUGACUCAAAUAUUAGUAAACAUCAUAGUACUCAUUUUCUAGAAAACUAUUACAAUUGUAAUGAAUGUAAGAAAGUAUUUUACCAAUCCUCAAAGCUUAUUUUCCCUGAAAAUAUCCAUAUUCAAGAAAAGCCUUACAACUCUAACGAAUGUGGUGAAACUUCUGACCCAUUCUCAAAACUUACUCAACAUCAAAGAAUUUAUAUUGGAGGGAGCUCACAAAGAUGUAAUAAAAAAUGUAUAAUAGUCUUUAGUCAAUCACAUCUAAAGAGACGUAAGAUAAUUAACACUGGAGAGAAAUCAGUGAAAUGUAAAGAAUGUGGCAAAGCUUUUACCAGGGGCUUACAUCUUGGACAUCAGAAAAUUUAUACUGGAGAGAAACCUUACAAAUGUAAAAAAUGUGACAAAGCCUUUAACAAGAGCUCACACCUUGCUCAACAUCAGAGAAUCCAUACUGGAGAGAAACCUUUCAAGUGUAAGGAAUGUGGCAAAGCUUUUAACAGAGGCUCAUACCUUACUCAACAUCAGAGAAUCCAUACUGGAGAGAGAGCUUUCAGAUGUAAAGAAUGUGGCAAAGCCUUUAACAGGGGGUCAUACCUUACUGAACACCAGAGAAUCCAUACCGGAGAGAAACCUUUCAAAUGUAAGGAAUGUGGCAAAGCCUUUAAUAGAAGCUCAUACGUUACUCAGCAUCAGAGAAUGCAUACUGGAGAGAAACCUUUCAAGUGUAAGGAAUGUGGCAAAGCUUUUAACAGAGCUUCACACCUUACUCAACAUCAGAGAAUCCAUACUGGAGAGAAACACUUCAAAUGUAAAGAAUGUGGCAAAGCCUUUAACAGGGGCUCACACCUUACUCGACAUCAGAGAAUCCAUGCUGGAGAGAAGUCUUUCAAAUGUAAAGAAUGUGGCAAAGCUUUUAUCUGGGGCUCACACCUUACUCAACAUCAGAGAAUACAUACUGGAGAGAAAUUCUUCAAAUGUAAAGAAUGUGGCAAAGCUUUUACCAGGAGCUCACACCUUACUCAACAUCAGAGAAUUCAUACCGGAGAGAAACCUUUCAAAUGUAAAGAAUGUGGCAAAGCUUUUAACAGACGCUCAACCCUUACUCAACAUCAAAUAAUUCAUACCAGGUAGAAACCCUGCAAGUGUAAAGAAUGUGCUAAAACCCUGAACUGGUGCUCACACCUUACUCAACAUUAGAAAAUCAAUACUGGAUAGAAAUCCCAUAUGUGUAAUGAUUUUUGAAACAUCAAAAUGAAGUCUAAAUAAAAAUCAGAAGUAUCACUUUAGGAAGAACUAAGGUGCUAGCACUUCUGUAAAUUACUCUGAAUCUGUGUUUAUUAUAACAAAUAAUUCAAACUCACUUAGAUAAUUAAAUUGUAUGUAUAAAAAGAGUGACGACAUUGAUGGAGAGGCAUAAUUAUAUUGUGUUCACUUAUUUUUGUAAUCACAGUAUUCAUGAUUGAGAAAGUAUUAUUGAUGUAAUUAAAUUCAAAUUAACCUUUUUUAUCCCACUGUGGUUGAUUAUUGCUGUCUCUGACAUGAGAGUCCCUUCUAUGUUAGGUAGGCAUCAUUCACAUGUCUCAUUCACAUGUCAUCAUUCACAUGUCUCAUGACAUCAUUCACAAGUCUCCCAUGGAAGACUAAGAGCAUUGGCAUAUAGGAUGUAUGAUGAAAUCUAAAUGGAGUUGCUCUUUUUGUUUGACUUACAACAGUGAAUAUAAGUCAUAUAUGAGUUAGGUGUUCAGAAUAUUAUUGUUCUGCAUUAAAGUGUGAGACAGAAACACUGAGUUUUAGAUAUGAAUAGUUUUACCAACUACCCAUUAAAAAGUCUUGCUAGUCCAUUAAUAUUCUAAUGUAUCUUCAUAGCAGCAAGUUAGAAGUCCUGAAUAUUACUGUGAUAACAAUAAAGAAAUCAUCACAAAUAUCAGAGAAUGGUGCAAAUAACUUCUCUCUGGUAGAACAUAGAUUAUUAAUUCAAUCCUCUAAAUGCUUAGGCUCAGUUUAAGAAAAGAGAGAACACAUUUUUUUUAACAUAGGUCAUGGUAUCAGAAUAAGAAUGCUUUUUGAAUGUUUGCAGUCUGUAAUUUUGAUGAUUGAGGAAACAGCAGAUUUUGAAAUGCUUUAUUCAGUCUGUAAACUUAAUUUGUUUUUAAGAAUAAAAUGAAAUGUCUUUUAAUUUGUUAA
Nomascus leucogenys (northern white-cheeked gibbon) is the source of this 2842-nucleotide messenger RNA. It is a transcript of the gene ZNF519, whose product is annotated as zinc finger protein 519. NCBI's taxonomy places the organism in Eukaryota, Metazoa, Chordata, Mammalia, Primates, Hylobatidae. Gene Ontology annotation, molecular function: DNA-binding transcription factor activity; RNA polymerase II cis-regulatory region sequence-specific DNA binding. The record is from RefSeq and is a predicted model, not a curated record. Gene Ontology annotation, biological process: regulation of transcription by RNA polymerase II.